AUGCCCUCCCUACCCCGCUACAGCCGCCAGUCGCGCUCGGGCAGCCCCACUGUUUCCUCCCCGGCGUAUUCCGUCUCCCAUGCCACCGCGCUGGGCCCACAAAAGCUCAACAUCGUGACGCGCGUAGCGAUAGAAGGUGCGGCCGAACGAGGGAAGAAUAACGUCACCAUUCGCAUGUACAUGAGGAUUUCGCUGCCUGUAGACAGCGUCACUCCAGGCGCCGCCAUACCACUCUUUCCCGAGGAGAACUUGAAGAUUCUACGGUCGCAUGUACACCCACUGGACGCGCACUCAGCGCCCUACCAUUUCUCCACGAAAGAGCUCCCUCUUCUCCACAAGGCAAUGCGCGCGCUCAAUCUCCCCGACCGUUUGUCGCAAACCUACGAGGGUUCCAUCCGCAGUUCUUCCACCGAGCCCGCGGCCCUAGUGGAGAGGUAUUGUGGACAGGUCACCGUGAGCUCGUAUCACAUCUCGUACAUUCUACCAAAGGAGAUCCUCCGCCAAGAGGUACAAACACCGGGUCGUAGGACAACCACCAUGGUCCAAUUCAUGGCAGCCAUAGAAAUGCUUGUACCCUACACCUCACAACCGCCACAUGCCCCCUACUUCCUCGCUAUACCGGUACCCCGCUGCCUGUCCAAUCAGAUCAAACUCAAGAUCUUCCCUCCCAACGAGCCCAAGAAGACCUCGUCCUCGUUGGCCUCUCUGUCAUCCGCAGACGAAGACCUGGGUACCUGGGAUCUCACCUGCGACCCCCAUGUCACUCGCAACGUGUCAAAUCGGCUCUCUCGCACGUACUCGUACAACAACUUCGCGGAUGACGAGUCAAGCGACGCGUCUUCCGCGGGGUUCUCCGACGUGUGCGUCAUCCAAGGUUCGUUCCCAAGUACGGACCGGAUGCGCAUCAGGUGGGCCCGCCCUACCAGUACCACUUCAGAGCUUAGCGGGAAAGACGGGCGCCGUCGCGUCGGAAUCAAGGAGGUGAAGGCAGACAUGACUUGCAAAGUGCUGGGAACAAGCGGAACACACAACCCAGAGUCACCUCCGUACGAAGCCACUUGCAAGGGUGUCUGGUUCCCCGGUGUCGCAACUUUGCUAGGACUCGAUGUUCAACUCGAAGCUGACAAUUGUCUCGUGGAAUGGGCCUCGGAGAAGACUCAAAGCUGGACCGUCACAGGUGGACCGGGUUUCACGGGUCACGCACCUGCACUCUCCAGACAGCCCUCCACGGACAAUCCCUCUAUAUGUGUCCUUCCGUCGUCUCCCGACGCCCGCGGCCCUGCCCCUGUUCGACAUGACUCUUCGUCAUCCACCUCUUCAUUACUCCGGGCACCUCUUCCGCUCCAAGCCGUCCCAGACUACUCGUUCGAAAGCACACCAGCAUCGACUCCUGUCUCAUCGUUGUCAUCAUUACCCAUGCUUUCAAGCCCGGAAAAUGGGAGGCGUAGUAGAACAUCUUCGACAAACACUCACUACACCGACACCGACGUGACCGCACCAAUUAUCGUGCAUCUCAACAUGAAUGAGUUACUCCCUCCCUCGAAACACGACUUCAAAUUCAGCAUCUCAGGCACCGUAGUCGUUACCCCGAAACCGCUCAUACUGCAGUCAUCGCGUCGCUACAUGUCAUCACCCAAUCCAUCCCGACCAGGGUCUGACUCUGAAGACGCACAAGAUGUUCUCGCAACGCUGCGUUUCCGGAUUGCCACAAGCGAUCGCGAACAUCUCUCUGUCACCGUCAAGAAUGAUGCUCACGAUGGGGACCUCGAUGUAUUCAACGCCGUAGGGGAUAUACGCGACGCUCGUACGCUGAAGGCCGUUCUUCACCGAGGUGGCCAGGUUCGAUGUGGCUCUGACGGUGCACGCGUCACUCUCCGGCCUUCACAUCGAUCUCCGUCGCCGAUUCGAAGAGGUCGCAUGAAUGGAGUACACGAGUCCGCUCGCUCGCGCAGCCGUCCAGGAACCCCAAAUGGUCUUUCUUACCACGACGUCUCUCCUUCCACCUUGCAUUCGCUCUAUGCCUCAGCACUCCGGACCCCCAUCCGCCAGAUCACUCCAUUAUGGGCUGUUGGGUCCUCAAGAAUGCCUAGUUACGCCGUGCGGAUCAUCAUGCCCGCACUCUCGGAAGAAGACCAAGAAUGGUUGGAGUUUGGACUCGCUUCCCCACGUUCGCGCAGCGAUAUAGCAAGUGCCAGCUUUGAGACAAGAGGCAUCACCAAAGCGUCUCGCGAUGACAAAUCGUUUGGAACUGCCAGCGCAAAGGAGUGGGCGACUUUGGUCAGGAUUCACGUGGGCGAAGUAGGUGGUGGCAAACUAGAAAUUCUCUACAUCGUCCACCGUGAAGAGGGCCAGAACAAUGAGAAAGCAGAACAACGCUCAGUACCACAAGCCACUGUCUUAAGUGCUGUUCUCCCCAGUUUUCAGCUACCGGUCGGCGAGCUGGAGGUCAGCGUCCCGGUCCAGUCAGAUUUCGAUGUUGUGUCCUCGGAGACUAACCUUGCACACGAACAAGUGUCUGUGCAGGGCCGGAAGCUGAUCCACUACUCCCUACCGGGGUUCUUUUGUCCUACGCUUAUCUUGGCCUUCCUGCCGCCCCAAUCUGUGACCCCGCCCGCCAGACCGCCCCGCCUCCGAUGGAGUUGGAAUCACUUCCUGACGGCUUCUCUGCUCACUGCAUGCCUUGUUCUCCUCAUCAGCCUCUGGCAGACACAGCUUCAACUCUCUCAGGCUACCCGGCCAACGGACGCCGUGGAUGCAGCCGCCCCCGACCGCGCGAUGCAGCACGCAGCUCACCCCCAGAUCACGAUCACGACCACAGCGGCCGUUGAAACGACAUCCGUGCACUCGCGAUGGCUGGAUCACACCCACAUCCCCGCUUCCCACAACGCCGCGAUCCCCAAGGGCACGCCUUCUCCGCCCCCUCCUCCGGAAGCUCCAGCGGCCCCAUCGCCAAUCUCGACCGUCACCCCGAGCCCGAUCAGCACAGCCGACGCUGACCCGGCGUACGAUUUGGUUCCGUCCCACUACUUCCCGGCAUUCUGGCCGAUCCAGUUUGAGUUCCCAGCGAUGGCGGACCUGGACAUUGUGAAUGUGACAAUGGACACUGCGCUCCGGAUCUCUGCUCGCAUCUACUGGCUCUGCCGGAGGCUCAUACACUACCCUUUACCCCCGCCUUGA
Messenger RNA from Epithele typhae, 3177 nucleotides. RefSeq lists its product as uncharacterized. The transcript has 11 exons. Bases 1 to 3177 code for a protein of 1058 amino acids. The record is from RefSeq and is a predicted model, not a curated record. NCBI's taxonomy places the organism in Eukaryota, Fungi, Basidiomycota, Agaricomycetes, Polyporales, Epitheliaceae.